Molecule: messenger RNA, 642 nt
Organism: Aegilops tauschii subsp. strangulata
Lineage: Eukaryota; Viridiplantae; Streptophyta; Magnoliopsida; Poales; Poaceae
Source: RefSeq, a predicted model, not a curated record
AUGCCGCAAAAGCUCUUGCUUGCGCUCCUUGUCGCCUACCACAAGUUGCGCCACUACUUCCAAGGCCACCCCAUCAAGGUCGUCUCGGCUUACCCGCUGGAGAGAGUGCUCCAGAGCCCCAACGCCGCGGGAAGGGUCGCCGAAUGGAACAUCGAGUUGAAGCAUGUGCUGCACGACACGAACAAGGAAGCAGAUGAUAUCGCCAAGAGGGCAUCCCGACGCCUGCCUCAGGAACCUGGCGUCUUCGAGGAGCGGCUCUUCAAGCCUUCAACAGAGGGGUGCUGGACUGAAGAGUUCAAGGCGUACCUGCUUCAGGGGACCCUGCCGGAGAAGGAGGAAGACGCAGAGCGCGUGGCUCGGCAGGCCACUGCUUACUGUAUCCAGGAUGGCGAGCUCUACUGGAAAUGGCCAAACGAUGUUCCUCUGCGAUGCAUCUCCAGGGAGCAGGGAUGUGAGCUGUUAGCCCACAUACACGGCGGGGACUGCGGGCACCACUCGUCAUCGCGCACCCUAGUGGGCAAGGCGUUCCGCAACGGAUUCUACUGGUCCAUGACGCUCAAUGACGCCACCGAGCUGGUGAGAUCUUGUGAAGCCUGCCAGUUCCAUGCCAAGCAAAUCCACCAGCCUGCUCGGGGUCUCUAG